AUGUUUCCUACAUUCCGUCUAUCCCCACUAAUUUGGUCAUUCUCAUCUUUGGUAUCUUCCUCAGACGCUGACUGUGCAGAUGAAUGUUGGCCUUCCGAUCCACAAGUCAUUCUGACCCUCAUUUCGCUACCAGACGAUGUGUCACUUUCGUCUUACCCCGUAACGGCUGAUUCGUUGCGCCUGCGAAGCCUCUUUCUCUCUUUUUCCUUUUAUUUAUUGUUAUUUCUUUCUUUCUUUCUCUUCCCUUUUAUUUAUUCUUAUUCUCUUUCUUUCUUUCUCUUCCCUUUUAUUUAUUCUUAUUCUCUUUCUUUCUUUCUCUUCCCUUUUAUUUAUUCUUAUCCUCUUUCUUUUUCUUUUUUUCCUUUUUUAUUCUUUCUUUCUUUCUUUCUCUUCCCUUUUAUUUAUUCUUAUCCUCUUUCUUUCUUUCUCUUCCCUUUUAUUUAUUCUUAUCCUCUUUCUUUUUCUUUUUUUAAUUUAUUAUUCUUUCUUUCUUUCUUUCUCUUCCCUUUUAUUUAUUCUUAUCCUCUUUCUUUCUUUCUUUUCCCUUUUAUUUAUUGUUAUUUCUUUCUUUCUUUCUCUUCCCUUUUAUUUAUUCUUAUUCUCUUUCUUUCUUUCUCUUCCCUUUUAUUUAUUCUUAUCCUCUUUCUUUCUCUCUUUUUCCUUUUAUUUAUUGUUAUUUCUUUCUUUCUUUCUCUUCCCUUUUAUUUAUUCUUAUUCUCUUUCUUUCUUUCUCUUCCCUUUUAUUUAUUCUUAUUCUCUUUCUUUCUUUCUCUUCCCUUUUAUUUAUUCUUAUUCUCUUUCUUUCUUUCUCUUCCCUUUUAUUUAUUCUUAUUCUCUUUCUUUCUUUCUUUUUCCUUUUAUUUAUUCUUAUCCUCUUUCUUUUUCUUUUUUUCCUUUUUUAUUCUUUCUUUCUUUCUCUUCCCUUUUAUUUAUUCUUAUUCUCUUUCUUUCUUUCUUUUUCCUUUUAUUUAUUCUUAUCCUCUUUCUUUUUCUUUUUUUAAUUUAUUAUUCUUUCUUUCUUUCUUUCUCUUCCCUUUUAUUUAUUCUUAUCCUCUUUCUUUCUUUCUUUUCCCUUUUAUUUAUUGUUAUUUCUUUCUUUCUUUCUCUUCCCUUUUAUUUAUUCUUAUUCUCUUUCUUUCUUUCUUUUUCCUUUUAUUUAUUCUUAUCCUCUUUCUUUUUUUCCUUUUUUAUUCUUUCUUUCUUUCUUUCUCUUCCCUUUUAUUUAUUCUUAUUCUCUUUCUUUCUUUCUCUUCCCUUUUAUUUAUUCUUAUCCUCUUUCUUUUUCUUUUUUUCCUUUUUUAUUCUUUCUUUCUUUCUUUCUCUUCCCUUUUAUUUAUUCUUAUCCUCUUUCUUUCUUUCUUUUCCCUUUUAUUUAUUGUUAUUUCUUUCUUUCUUUCUCUUCCCUUUUAUUUAUUCUUAUUCUCUUUCUUUCUUUCUUUUCCCUUUUAUUUAUUCUUAUUUCUUUCUUUCUUUCUUUUCCCUUUUAUUUAUUCUUAUCCUCUUUCUUUCUCUCUUUUUCCUUUUAUUUAUUGUUAUUUCUUUCUUUCUUUCUCUUCCCUUUUAUUUAUUCUUAUUCUCUUUCUUUCUUUCUUUUCCCUUUUAUUUAUUGUUAUUUCUUUCUUUCUUUCUCUUCCCUUUUAUUUAUUCUUAUUCUCUUUCUUUCUUUCUUUUCCCUUUUAUUUAUUCUUAUUUCUUUCUUUAUUUCUUUUCCCUUUUAUUUAUUCUUAUCCUCUUUCUUUUUCUCUUUUUCCUUUUAUUUAUUCUUAUUCUCUUUCUUUCUUUCUCUUCCCUUUUAUUUAUUCUUAUUUCUUUCUUUCUUUCUUUCUUUCUCUCUUUUUCCUUUUAUUUAUUCUUAUCCUCUUUCUUUCUCUCUUUUUCCUUUUAUUUAUUAUUUCUUUCUUUCUUUCUUUUCCCAUUCUAUUUAUUCUUAUUCUCUUUCUUUCUCUCUUUUUCCUUUUAUUUAUUCUUAUCCUCUUUCUUUUUCUUUUUUUCCUUUUUUAUUCUUUCUUUCUUUCUUUUUCUUCCCUUUUAUUUAUUCUUAUCUUUCAUUUUCUCUCAAAAAUAUUUUUGAUAUUACUUUUAUUUAUCCCUCAUCGAAGCGCAUCAUUUCUCAUUGUUUUUCUUAUUUCUGUGACCUUCUGUUUCAAACUUUCUCCAAACUUCCCUUACAAAACCCAUCAUGGUUGGCAGAUGUAG
Molecule: messenger RNA, 2196 nt
Organism: Acanthosepion pharaonis
Lineage: Eukaryota; Metazoa; Mollusca; Cephalopoda; Sepiida; Sepiidae
Source: the annotation of a GenBank genome assembly